UGGCAGUUGCUCGGAUCCAGCAGUUCCGCUGGUGGGUGGUUCCCCCAAAGUUUCUAGGCCAAGGCACCGCGGUAGGCUCUUAGGCCAAGGCCCUGAAAAGGCCGCCUAGCCUAAUACACGACAUGAUGUCUGCAGAACAGAAUCACAGACGGACUCUUGUGGGGCCUUCAAUUCCCGAAAACAGCCAUCGACGCACUGGAUUAUAAUUGACACCACGACGCAGCAUAUGGGCCAUGGGUACAAAAUUUGUAGCCUACUUUUUCAUAGAGCUAAUGUAACAAAUAAAUCUCACUGGUUGUGUGGUCUUUUGUCUUAAACUUGUAUCACAAUCCUUGACAUUAAAUGCUGUUGAAACCACGGGCCUACAAAUCAAUGCUACUAUUGGUGCAAAAAUCGGGAUUUUCCAAGAUUUUGGCUGAACGCGCCUCUGUCGCGGAUCGAUUAAAAAGAAAAAGAAACAAAAAAAUAAUAACUUAAUUAUCCCCAAACGCCAAACAUCAAUAAUUAUAAGCAAUAAGUGAACUGUGUAAACUUGUACUUUUUAACUAGCGCAUCAAAUGACAAUAACGAUAUCCGAGCCCCAUCAAAUUAUUCGCACUAAUUUAACCUUAAAUACGAUGUUUACACGUCUGCAUUACUCGGAAUAAGACUAGGGCUGUACGUAGCCUACAUAAUUAUAACAAGGUAAAAGACCUAUUCAAUAAAAGACCCAAGCCGAGGUCAUAAAGGGGGUAAAUGUAAGUUUCCUAGUCAGGAAGAUCUCGACUGUUCUCAGUCUCAGAGACAAUAGAGUGCACAAGCGGCGUUAUCAGCAGAUUGUAUCGGAAAGCUGACUCCCCGCCAAGAAUGUGUGCCGAGAGCUUAUUACGUUUUAGGUUCCGGGGGACAAUGUUUACACUGACCGAGUUCGUGUACAAUAUAAGUGUAUUGGCGGGUUUGGUCACUCAUGCUGGAGUUAUUCAUAGUCAUCAGCUGUUUCUCCGCACGUGAUGUGAUUAUGCUAGCGAGGUUAUAAAUAGCAGUCGCUGAGUUUCUUUCUUCAAUUCAUCAAUAACGUUUGUAUCGUUCGGAAUUGUUUCUCUCUACACUCGUGAUCAAUAAAUAUAUAAACACAACAUGAAGGACAUUCUGUUGCAAUGCGCAAAAGUUCUUUGGGACUUUUCGAGAGUAAACCAUGUACUGAAGAAGAGUGAUGUGAUGGUUGUAUUAGGAAAUGACGACCCCCGAUCAGCUGUGCACGCGGCGGAGCUGUUUUUAGAAGGAUGGGCUCCCUUUGUUGUCAUUACUGGAAAAGAAGGCACGGGUACCAGAG
This is a messenger RNA of Aplysia californica (California sea hare), 1312 nucleotides long. RefSeq lists its product as uncharacterized. Gene Ontology annotation, cellular component: plasma membrane. Lineage: Eukaryota; Metazoa; Mollusca; Gastropoda; Aplysiida; Aplysiidae. The record is from RefSeq and is a predicted model, not a curated record.